This is a messenger RNA of Aureobasidium melanogenum CBS 110374, 888 nucleotides long. RefSeq lists its product as uncharacterized. The coding region runs from base 1 to 888 and encodes 295 amino acids. The record is from RefSeq and is a predicted model, not a curated record. Lineage: Eukaryota; Fungi; Ascomycota; Dothideomycetes; Dothideales; Saccotheciaceae. The transcript is spliced from 2 exons.
AUGAACUGGACGGGAGGCAAGCUGCAACGAAAUUCGAAGAGCAAAGGCAAUGCUGUGAUCGAACGUCAAAAGUCGCACUUUGCCAAAGCCCGUAGCAAGGCUCCAAACAGAACCAAUCCUUCGAUUGAAGCCUGGAACGACAUCUCUCCGACUCGACCUCCAUCUCCUCCUCCAUUCAAGAAAGCUCGGACUCAGCAUAGGCAAUCUCCACGGGUACAAAAAUGGUCCAUAUCUGGCCAAAAUGAUGGACGCCGCCUGGUGGGCGACUUUGUGUUGCCAUCACGGGAUAGCAGUGACAUUCACGUCAGGGUAGGCCCGCGAGCGUUCGCAAGUCAGCUCGACACAACCGUGGCUAGUCCCUCGACCAGGAUUCGAUCACACUCCACCGCGCCUUCGGAUUACUCCUCAAACUCGAUGCUUCUUGAUGGGCUCGACCAGCGAGGGUCACAGGCGAGAACCUCCAGUGAUAACAAGCCCUACCAAUCAGACCAAAGCAACAGCAUAGCCUCACCAUGCAUGCGGGAACAAACGCGGUUCGCUUUGAGUGAUUCGCUAGAGGAUGUCUUGCGAAAUCAUGAUGAUACCCAGUUUCCCUCAGACUUUGCGACGUAUGCUUCAUCAGCUGUUCAUGCUGUCGCAAGUUUUGGCAAUGCUUCGAACAACACAUCAGCCAAGGAUAUGCAAAGCCAUCCAGAUGCGGCUGAGCGAUUGAGAGGCUCACCGGUCAAUCCGCUACCUGAGCACUUAAACAUCUCUGGUCCGUUUGCACAAGAUAGUUCUGUUCGUCGCGGUCACGAGGACACUGGAGAUAACGAUGACAUCUGGAUGAGAUUCAUUGAGGAGAAAAUAGAAGAUGGUCAGACAGAAAAUGAUCGUGGCUCAGGAUGA